Ctenopharyngodon idella (grass carp) is the source of this 1309-nucleotide messenger RNA. RefSeq names its product trace amine-associated receptor 13c-like. The transcript has a single exon. Bases 329 to 1309 code for a protein of 326 amino acids. NCBI's taxonomy places the organism in Eukaryota, Metazoa, Chordata, Actinopteri, Cypriniformes, Xenocyprididae. Gene Ontology annotation, biological process: G protein-coupled receptor signaling pathway. Gene Ontology annotation, molecular function: trace-amine receptor activity. The record is from RefSeq and is a predicted model, not a curated record. Gene Ontology annotation, cellular component: membrane.
UUAAAGAUUAGAAGUUUUGGAUUUUAUGUUUUUGUAUGACACUUUUCUAAAUCAGUUGAUCUCCCAGCUGUAUGUUCUUCUCCCUUGAUGUUGCCGGUCUUGGAAAGAGUCAACAUGUCAAGUGUAUAAAAAGGCAGCAUAGAUUGUAGCACAUCUUUAUUGUGGAGCCUCCAGGAGUGACUGUGUUUCGGAAAAGAGCAGUUCAGAGCUGUUGGAGCGACAAAUAGCACCUUCAGAGACCUUUAUCUGGGGUUAACACAUAUUUUUUAUAUGAACGAGGAAGUAGGGAACAAUACUGUGUUUGGAUGUUUCUUCCAAGUACUUCAGAAUGAAUCUUACAGCAGUGAACCAAACUGAAGGCUGUCAGGAAUAUUUCUGUCCAGAGAGAUCUGUUUCUUUAUCUGUCUAUGUGAUUCUGUAUGUGGCCGCAGCAGCUGUGGCUCUUCUGACCGUGUGUGGAAACCUGCUGGUCAUCAUCUCUGUUAGCCACUUCAAGCAGCUCCACACACCUGCUAACGUCCUCAUCCUCUCUUUGGCUGUGUCUGAUCUCCUUACAGGACUUUUUGUGCUUCCAUUUCGCUUGAUUUUGCUUAUUGAAUCUUGUUGGAGUUCUGGACUAGUGAUGUGCUCGUUUUUCAAUUUUGUGACUUUUCAAGCAACAAGUGUGUCUGUUCACACUGUGGCUCAAAUAGCUGUUGAUCGUUUUUUGGCUUUAAGUUAUCCUUUUUUUUACUCAGAGAAAAUCUCACCCACUGUGAUCUGCAUUGCUACUUUAUUUAACUGGCUGUUUUCACUCUUUUAUAACUUCACUCUUCUCUUCAUUAAUGGAAACUUCACUGAUGUCAUGUGUCCAGGAGUAUGCCUUUAUAUUAUAGAUGAGGUUUCAUCCAUCAUUGAUCUCCUGGUUGUGUUUCUUGUGCCAUGUACACUCAUCAUAAUAUUAUACACUCAUGUUUUUGUCAUUGUUAAGAAACAUGCGACUGCUAUAAGAGCCCUUCAGGUUCACAACAGCACCUCUAAAAACAGAGUCAGUGACAAAUCAGAGCGAAAAGCUGCAAUUCUGCUGGGGAUUCUGGUCUUUGUGUUUCUCCUGUGUUUACUGCCAUAUUAUAUUUGUACCUUAGUGAUUCCAUACAAUAAUGCUUACUACUUUUAUGUCAGAGAUGUUUCUGUAAUAUUUUUCUAUCUUAACUCCACCAUUAAUCCCAUCAUUUAUGCCUUAUUCUAUCCCUGGUUUCAGAAAAGCUUAAAAUUAAUUUUCACAUUUAAAGUGUUUAAUAAAGGCUCCUGUCUGAUGAAUGUGAUGUAA